Molecule: messenger RNA, 1404 nt
Organism: Pelagomonas calceolata
Lineage: Eukaryota; Pelagophyceae; Pelagomonadales; Pelagomonadaceae
Source: the annotation of a GenBank genome assembly
CAGGCGCAGAGCUGGCAAAAUACUGCAGCCACGCAUCUCUGCAAGCAGCACGCUGCCGCAGCGAUGGCCAAACUACAAAAAAACGCACAACUCUGGGUGCUGGUGGUCGUAGUCCUCCUCGAUCUACUCGCAGUCUCCUUGGUCGUGCCGCUAUUGCCAGCGCGGUAUCGAGAAUUAGGCGUCGGCGCGAAAGCGCUCGGAUUCGCGAGCUCCGCCUACUCAUUGGCGCAAAUCGUCGGCGGCCUCGCACUCGGGGCGCUCUCGGACCGGUCGCUCGGCCACCGCGGCCUCUUAUUGCUCUCCUUCGUCGGCGCGGCCACGGCGUAUGCCAUCGUUGGCUGGCCCGGCGCGACGUUCUAUACGCUCGUGGGGUCGCGCGUCGUCGUGGGGCUGUGCAAGCAGACGAUGACGGCGUCGACGGCGCUGGUUGCUGAGCUGACCUGUGUGGAAUUCAACCAGUGAGUUAAGUAUACCUGGGGCGCCGGAAAUUUGAUUUCCCCACAGGAACUGACCGCGCCCGGUCCCGAGCGCGCGACGUGGGUCGGGAGGAUAUCUUCGGCCUCCCAGGCGUCGUGGCUCGUGGGCCAAUCCAUAGGCGCGUAUCUCAACCGGUUCGGCGACCCGCGAGUCCCGUCGGCGGUCGCGGUCGGCCUCUACGUCGUCUGUUUCGUCGUCGCGUCGGCGACGCUGCCCACAGGGCACAUAACACAAAAAAAGACGAUGAAGCGGCAAGAUACGACGUCCGUCCUCACUGCGUCGCGCGCCGUCGCGGCCACCGCGGGCGCACGGCUCGCCGUGGCCUUCGCCAUGCGAGCGGCCAUGGUCACGCGGCAGGUCUAUGAACUGGAAAGGUGGGACCUCUCGCGCUCCGACUACGCGAGCUUUGGGCUGUUUAAAUCAAUCACGGGCAUCGCCGCGUCGUGGGGCCUUGCCGGCCCGCUCUCGCGGCGGUUCUGCCAGGGCUGCGGCACGGAACACCUCGUGAAGGGCGCCGCCGCUGUCGCCGUGGUCGCGGCGCUGGCCGAGGCAGCGCCGUGGCCACGAUCACCCACUGGCGUCGAGGGCAUCGCAGCCAAAGCGCUCGCGGACCCGUCGCUCCUCGUCUACGCUUGUGUGAUUUUUCCGCUUAAGACCGCUGCGGGGCAAGUCGCCACGAUAGCGCUGCGCGCCCGUUUCACGGAGGUCGUGCCCGCAUCAGAUACGGCCGGCGCGCUGGCGGCGCUCGACGUGGCAUCGAGCGCGAUCGGCGUCGCCGCACCGAUUGUCGGCGGCUUCGCCUUCGACGGCGUACCGGUUCCAAGGCAGCCUUUGGUAGCCGCAACGUUCUACGGUGCGGCUUUGUUCGCAAUACUUGCGUUGUUCGCGUUCGAAAAACGACCAGCCGGGACGAAGAAGGAAGACUAA